GCCGCAGUUGUCCCUCCUUAUUUCCGCCUCUGGCCAUUGGCGUCUCUGGAAUCCAGGGAGCGACCGCAUGAAGUUUACGAAGUAACGAGAGAGAGAGAGAGAGAGAGAGAGGGACGAAGCUGUAUGAGCGCGAAUUACUCUGCCUUUGUUCUCUCCAGCUCUCUCCUCCUCUAUUUCCCCCCUCCGUCUCGUGCAAUUGUAAUUUCUCUAAGCUUCCUUGUGCCGAAACCCUAUUUUCCAUGGUUUUAACACUAUAGAUCCCUAACAAUCCCUCACCACCUUCGAAUCUCAAUGGCUGCCGAUUUAGGGCAACAGACGGUGGAGUUAUCCACCCUUGUGAGUCGAGCUGCUCACGAUUCUUACGCUUCCCUCCAAGAACUAAUUGACAAAUGCGGGUCCACUGAACUAUCUGAUUCUGAAAGGAAGAUUAACAUUCUCAAGUUUCUCAACAAGACUCAGCAGCGCAUGAUCCGCCUUAAUGUCAUCUCCAAAUGGUGCCAACAGGUUCCUUUGAUACAGUAUUGUCAGCAACUAACAUCUACUGUAUCAAAUCAUGAUACGUGUUUUACUCAAGCAGCAGAUUCAUUGUUCUUCAUGCAUGAGGGGCUUCAGCAAGCCCGUGCUCCUGUUUAUGACGUUCCAUCAGCAAUUGAAGUUCUUCUAACGGGAAAUUAUGAGCGAUUACCAAAAUGUAUAGAAGAUGUGGGCACUCAGAAUACUUUAACUGAAAAUCAGCAAAAGCCUGUUUUGAAGAAGCUGGACAUGCUUGUACGCUCAAAAUUGCUUGAAGUUUCACUUCCAAAAGAAAUUUCUGAGGUUAAUGUUUCUGAUGGUACAGCAUUGCUUAGGGUGGAUGGAGAGUUUAAGGUUUUAGUAACUCUUGGCUAUAGAGGACACCUAUCGAUGUGGAGGAUAUUGCAUUUGGAGCUGCUUGUUGGUGAAAAAGGAAGACCUGUGAAAUUGGAAGAAUUGCAGCGUCAUACCCUUGGAGAUGAUUUAGAGCGAAGAAUGGCUUUAGCGGAAAAUCCUUUUCUUAUAUUGUACACGGUUCUUCAUGAGCUAUGUGUUGCACUUGUUAUGGAUACUGUCAUAAGGCAAGUGCAAGCUCUUCGACAAGGAAGAUGGAAAGAUGCAAUUCGGUUUGACCUCAUAUCUGAGGGUGGUGUGGGCCAUGGAGCAAACACCAUUUCUAUGCAGAAUCCUGAUGUAGAAUCUGAUUCAUCUAGCCUGCGAACUCCAGGGUUAAAAAUUAUAUAUUGGUUAGAUUUUGAUAAAAAUGCUGCAUCAGACUCAGGGGCAUGCCCUUUUAUAAAAAUUGAACCUGGAUCAGAUCUCCAUAUAAAGUGCACACACAGCAGCUUUGUCAUAGAUCCAUCAACAGGCAAGGAGGCAGAGUUUUUGUUGGACCAGAGUUGUAUUGAUGUUGAGAAGUUGUUGUUAAGAGCCAUAUGCUGUAACAGAUAUACACGUCUUCUGGAAAUUAAGAAAGAGCUAGCUAAAAAUGUUCAGGUCUGCCGAACAGCAGAUGAUGUUGUGCUUCAGUCUUGUAUGGGUGAACUCGAUACUGAAUAUAAACUGAAAGAUGAUAAGGGCAGUAAGGACGCUGUGGGGCAGGAGGUAUUGCGUGUGCGUGCAUAUGGCUCAUCAUUUUUUACUCUUGGGAUUAAUAUCAGGAAUGGUCGCUUCCUUCUUCAAUCAUCAUGGAAUAUAGUUGCUCCGUUGGCUCUGUCAGAAUGUGAAGAGGUGUUAAAUCAAGGAACCAUGACUGCAGCUGAGGUCUUCAUUAGCUUGAGAAGCAAAAGUUUAUUGCACCUGUAUGCAUCUAUUGGAAGAAUUUUAUGCCUAGAGGUGUAUGAGCAUGGUUUGAGUACAGUGAAAAUACCCAAGAGCAUUAUAAAUGGUUCAGCUAUGCUACUCAUGGGAUUUCCUGACUCUGGAAGCUCUUACCUUCUGGUCAUGCAACUUGAUAAGGAUUUUAAACCCCUGUUUAAGUUGCUAGAGACUCAGCCAGACUCAUCUGGGAAAGAUCCUUCAUCUGGUGACUUGAAUCAUGUGCUGCGGAUUAAGAAUAUUGAUAUAGGACAGAUGCAGAUGCUGGAGGAUGAAAUGAAUUUAAGCCUGGUUGAAAGGCGAAAAUUGUGCCCCUUUUUGCCUAAUGCUGCUGGCCCAAUUCAAACCUCUGAGCAUGAGUUUCUUUUGGAUGUUGGUCCUGAGAGUUCAUUGCAAAAUGCAGGGUGUCAGUUAUCAGGUUUUGCAUCACUUGUUGAUGAAGUGUUCGGACAGGAGAAAGGGUCUUCUGCGCUUCCACACUCUGUUCAAAAUUUUGCCUCAUCCCUGAACACUUCUGCUUCUACUCAUUAUGGUUCUGUCCCAAUGAAUCUCCAUGGUAUAAAAGGUGGAACCUCUUCUCCAAAGUGGGAAGGGGGCAUGCAUAUAUCACAGAUUAAUAAUGUUGCAAAUGCUUCUGGCGUUGCCUCCCAUUAUUAUGGUUCCAUGUACUCAUCUAGUAGUGUCAAGGGCCCAGUUCAGUCUAGCUCCAUGGGCUUGCUUUCCACCGGUCAAGGAUGGAGUACAACUGGGAAAAAGCUAUCUGCUUCAAAAUCUGAACAAAAUCUGGCUUCUCUUAGAUCGCCACCUUCAGUUGAUAAUGGUUCGUGUACUUCUAUGGAUGAAGAUCAACUAAGAGUCCUGAGUGAUAACAGUAAUGAUACUUUAUGUGUAAAUCAAUCAUCACAACUUUUAUCUCCUCCUCGACCAGCUGGCUCUCGAAUCUCUACACCUAAUUCCAAGCCUGAUGGACCUCGUAAUUCACCAAAUGGGCCUCCAGUUGGAUCACUCAGGGUUGCUGGAUCUGGUUCAUGUGCGGCAACUCCCGUAUCUCAAGCAAUGGAAUCCAUGGUGAAUGAUUGCACCAAUCAUGAUAUUUUUUCCAAAAAUGACAAGAGAUCUCGAAAGCGAACAGCUUCAGAUAUGCUGAGUUUGAUUCCAUCCCUUCAAGGUCUUGAAAACGGCUCUGUAAUCUGUAAGAGAAGAAAGAUUUCAGACUCACCUUGUUCUCAGUCUUCUUUGCAUCAAGUGCUUACAUCAACUGAAAUGAUACCUAAAACUGAAGUAUACGGUUAUGGAAAUUUGAUCAUGGAAGCAAAUAAAGGGAAUGUUCCAUCUAGCAUUUACAUAGCGGCCCUUCUUCAUGUGGUCAGGCACUGUUCACUUUGCAUCAAGCAUGCUAGACUAACCAGUCAGAUGGAAGCAUUAGACAUUCCAUACGUUGAAGAAGUGGGUUUAAGGAGUGCUUCAUCUAACAUAUGGUUCCGACUCCCAUCUGCCAGAGGGGGUGAUUCAUGGCAACAUAUAUGCUUGCGACUUGGCAGACCAGGUUGCAUGCAUUGGGAUGUUAAAAUAAGUGACCAGCACUUUAGGGAUUUGUGGGAGCUUCAAAAAGGGAGUAGUAGCACACCUUGGGGAUCAGGUGUUCGGAUAGCUAAUACAUCUGACAUAGAUUCACAUAUACACUAUGAUCCAGAUGGUGUUGUUUUGAGUUAUCAAUCUGUGGAGGUAGAUAGUAUAAAGAAAUUAGUGGCUGAUAUCCAAAGGCUUGCCAAUGCAAGAACGUUUGCUCUUGGCAUGAGGAAAUUGCUUGGUGUAAGAUCAGAUGAGAAACCAGAAGAAGGCAUGACAGUUUCUAAUGCCAAAGCAUCUGUUGCCAAAGUUGCUUCAGAUACUGCAGAUAAGCUAUUGGAACAGAUGAAAAGAACGUUUAGAAUUGAGGCAGUGGGGUUAAUGAGCUUAUGGUUUAGCUUUGGUUCAGGUGUUCUUGCUCGUUUUGUUGUUGAGUGGGAAUCAGGUAAAGAGGGUUGCACAAUGCAUGUAUCCCCUGAUCAACUUUGGCCUCAUACCAAGUUUCUGGAAGAUUUUAUAAAUGGAGCUGAAGUUUCAUCACUUUUAGAUUGCAUUCGGCUCACUGCGGGGCCCUUACAUGCCUUGACAGCUGCAACCAGGCCAGCACGAGCUGGUCCUGUUCCAGGGGUUCCUGGGAUUGCGGCAGCCCUAUCUUCUAUUCCUAAACAGACUGGUUAUUUACCGCCACAGGGACUUCUGCUUGGUAGUUCAACUACAAAUGUUGUCCAGGCUUCUUCUGCUUCUGGAGGAAAUAUUAUCGCAUCCACUGCUAGUGGAUCUCUCAAUAAUCAAAGCCUUGCUAUGCUAGCUGCUGCGGGGCGUGGCGGUCCAGGCAUUGCUCCGAGUUCACUGUUGCCCAUUGAUGUCUCUGUUGUGUUACGUGGUCCCUACUGGAUACGAAUUAUAUAUCGGAAACAGUUUGCAGUUGAUAUGCGUUGCUUUGCUGGAGAUCAGGUCUGGUUGCAGCCUGCAACACCACCAAAAGAGGGACGUCCUUCUGGUGGAUCAUUGCCAUGUCCUCAGUUUCGGCCAUUCAUCAUGGAACAUGUUGCCCAAGAAUUGAACGGUUUGGAUCCUAGUUUCGUUGGACAACAUGCUGGUGGUUUGGCAAGUUCUAAUAAUCCAAACUCAAGUUCUGGGUCCCAAUUAUCUGUUGCUGGAAAUGGAAGUAGAAUUAACCUUCCUACUUCUGCUGUGAUGUCUAGAGCGGGAAAUCAAGCAGCUGGUUUAAAUCGUGUGGGAAAUGCUUUAGCAGGAUCUUCAAACUUAGCUAUGAUGACAUCAGCUGUCUCCUUACGGAGAUCACCAGGAACAGCUGUCCCUGCGCAUGUUAGAGGUGAGCUAAACACAGCCAUAAUUGGCCUUGGUGAUGAUGGAGGGUAUGGUGGUGGUUGGGUUCCCCUUGUUGCUCUUAAGAAGGUUUUGAGAGGUAUUCUCAAGUAUCUUGGGGUGCUAUGGCUUUUUGCUCAGUUACCAGAUCUUCUGAAGGAGAUUCUAGGAUCCAUUUUGAAGGAAAAUGAAGGAGCACUUUUGAACUUGGAUCCAGAGCAGCCUGCAUUGCGGUUUUUUGUUGGGGGUUAUGUGUUUGCUGUUAGUGUCCAUCGUGUUCAGCUUCUUCUUCAGGUUUUGAGUGUGAAGCGCUUCCAUCAUCAACAGCAGCAGCAGCAGCAAAACUCAAACACUGCACAAGAGGAAUUGAGUCAAUCUGAAAUAAGUGAAAUAUGUGAUUACUUCAGCCGUCGAGUUGCAUCAGAGCCUUAUGAUGCCUCUCGUGUUGCUUCAUUCAUAACACUUCUCACCUUACCUGUAUCAGUUCUCAGAGAAUUUUUGAAAUUAAUAGCUUGGAAAAAGGGAUUAACCCAAGCACAAGUUGGAGAUGCCACUCCAGCUCAAAAACCACGGAUUGAAUUAUGUCUUGAAAACCAUGCUGGGCUGAAUAUGGAUGAGAACUCUGAAAACUCAUCUGCAUUCAGAAGCAACAUCCAUUAUAAUCGACCUCAUAAUUCUGUUGAUUUUGCCCUGACUGUUGUUCUUGAUCCUGCACAUAUCCCUCGCAUCAAUGCUGCUGGUGGUGCUGCUUGGUUGCCAUAUUGUGUUUCUGUAAGGUUGAGAUAUUCAUUUGGUGAAAGUUCUAAUGUGACUUUUCUUGGCAUGGAUGGAAGCCAUGGAGGUAGGGCUUGCUGGUUGCAUCAUGAUGAUUGGGAAAAAUGUAAACAAAGAGUGGUACGAGCAGUGGAACUGAAUGGGAGCUCAACAGCAGAUAUGAGUCAAGGUAGGUUAAAAAUAGUUGCAGAUGGCGUGCAAAGAACUUUGCAUCUAUGCCUUCAGGGGUUAAGAGAUGGUGGCGCUACCGUGAGUUCUGGAGCAACGUGAUUGUUUUGGUGGGAGCAGCGAUGGUAUAUGGAUUUUUAUGUUGGGGUAGUCUAGCAACAUUGCAUUUUUGUUUACCAUUAGGAGUCCUCUGCUAAGCAUGUCGUUGUUUUGGCAAGCUUUCUCUGCACGGAGGCCAUUCUGAUAAAAAUUUGCAAAUUAUCGAGCAAUUGAGAUGAAAUGGUGGCAAGAAAUGAUUUUGGUGAGGCAGCAGGUGGCAUUGAUAAGUUUGCAGAGACUCGAGCUGAGAUUUUGCUUCGUCCAUCUUAGGAUUCUAACCAAGACUAAUAAUGAGUACUUGGCAUUUGUCAGAUCCAGAAUAUUCAGAAUUAGGUGGUUCAAUAUCUCGAGAGUAGUGAUUUAUAUCUUGUUAUGACAUUUUGGGUGAUUGCUUUGGUACUUGUACAGAUAACAGUGGUAAGAUUUGUAAAGGAAAUUUGUUGUGCACGAA
Prosopis cineraria is the source of this 6220-nucleotide messenger RNA. Its product is annotated as mediator of RNA polymerase II transcription subunit 14. The record is from RefSeq and is a predicted model, not a curated record. The transcript has 8 exons. The coding region runs from base 292 to 5772 and encodes 1826 amino acids. Gene Ontology annotation, molecular function: transcription coregulator activity. Gene Ontology annotation, biological process: regulation of transcription by RNA polymerase II. Gene Ontology annotation, cellular component: mediator complex; core mediator complex. Lineage: Eukaryota; Viridiplantae; Streptophyta; Magnoliopsida; Fabales; Fabaceae.